Messenger RNA from Alexandromys fortis (reed vole), 2979 nucleotides. It is a transcript of the gene Ip6k2, whose product is annotated as inositol hexakisphosphate kinase 2. Gene Ontology annotation, molecular function: inositol hexakisphosphate kinase activity. The transcript is spliced from 6 exons. The coding region runs from base 1456 to 2715 and encodes 419 amino acids. Gene Ontology annotation, biological process: inositol phosphate biosynthetic process; phosphatidylinositol phosphate biosynthetic process. Lineage: Eukaryota; Metazoa; Chordata; Mammalia; Rodentia; Cricetidae. Gene Ontology annotation, cellular component: nucleus; cytoplasm. The record is from RefSeq and is a predicted model, not a curated record.
CCUUUGUCCACCAGGUUGGGGGGCACUCGUGUGUUCUCCGAUUCAACGAGACAACCCUGUGCAAGCCCCUGGUUCCUAGGGAGCAUCAGUUCUACGAGACCCUCCCAGCUGAGAUGCGCAAAUUCACUCCUCAGUACAAAGGUAUCUCCUGCUCAAGGUAACCCAUAGUCCCCAUGUGAGGACAAUUCUGGAAGACUUUAGGAGGAUUUUACCCAGAAUUCUUGCUGCCUGCUUUUUGUCCUCCAGGAAACCAGAAGCCCUGGUGAUUAGGUAGGCUGGGAGCAGGGUUGAGUCAGAUGGAAUGCAGGAGUGGGAGGAUUGUGCUGAUUAGCUCGAGUCCUUUGCUAUUACGGAAUGUCCCCAGAAUUGCUGUAUGAAGGCAACCCUUUGAUUCACAUGUAGUGACUUUUUCUUCUCUUUUUAUAAUGAUGUACUUCAAGGGAACGUCAGUCACCAGUCAUGGUUUGUUCUUUCCUGGGGAGGAGGGGGAGCCUUUUAUAAAUCAGAAGAGAACUUAUUAAGAAAUAAUUUUAAAUAUGUAUUACCAGAUAUAAAAAAGGCUAGAACAAUUUAGAUUCUCCUGUUCUUUAAAGACAGGAUGGACUGGGUUUCCUUUCUACUUGGAAAUGCAUGUGGCGGGACUGGGGGUGUUGGGGACCCUCACUUGGUCCUUUUCUGUUAUUUUUUUCAGGACAAAGCCAAAGUUCCCUUGUUAGCUGGCCACCCCUGCCCCGUUUUUAUCCCCUUGGUCCUUCCUUAUGCCCACAGGGAAGUGUGGUCCCCUGAUACCCCCCUCGGCUCCUCUGCGCCCAGAGCUGGGGGCCACCUCAGAAGUGUCGUCUCUCUCUGAGCAUGCAUUUUCCCUGCAGCAAGCAAGCGGGCGGGCAGCAAGGACUGAGCAGAUUGAGUGAUCGUGGGGCAGAGAGGCCUAGAGGAAAGGUGUUCAGCCAGUCGGCUGUAAGGCGCUCGUCGGCACCGCUGAAAUGCUCCCACCUGGCAGCCCCUUCCUCAGAGACUGUCUAAUUACACAUGGCAGGUCCUAGAGACUCGGAAGGGAGAGCUGCUUUCAAGGCUACCAUGUGUCUGUGUUCCUGCCCCCUCAUCUGCUGGUGUUCAUUUUGUUCUUUUGUGACACAAAUGACAAAAACCAAUAAAAGCAUAACUGAGGACAGAAGGCUUGGCUCGCCACCCUUGCAGGGUGCUAGAGAAGCCUUGGCCAGGGUGUCUGUGUUGUGUGGUUUGUUUGCUGCUCUCCUUUGCUUUGCUCACCCAGUCGUCCCUCCCCUUCAGCGCAUUCCCCUGCACUCGGGCUCUGCUUUAAAGCAAGCCUCCAGGCCGUCGGAGUUUCUGUGGAGGACAUACAUUUCUUAUGAGAUACAUAGAGUGAUGUUUUCGUGUCUCUCUCAGGAUUAGAAGAGUUACAUAAAAAAUAAUAAACAUUUUUAAUGAUGGAAAAUGUGUCUUGUAAUUCUUUGGCCCUUGCCUUCCCUUGUUGAGUGCACUAGAGAGGAAGUCUCUCGGCCAUGUUUGCUCCCUAAUUGCUUGUCUGUGUGGUGUCACUUUUUUCUAGCUGUUUUGAUAUUUGUUAGGUUUGCAGAUGAGUUUGGGGCCUCUGGCAACAUAGAGACUAAGGAACAGGGUGUGGUGUCAGUGCGCUUUGAAGAAGAUGAAGACAGAAACUUGUGUUUAAUAGCAUAUCCACUAAAGGGGGACCAUGGAGCUGUGGACAUUGUAGACAAUUCAGACUGUGAACCAAAAAGUAAGCUGCUAAGAUGGACAAACAAAAAGCAUCAUGUCCUAGAAACAGAAAAGAGUCCCAAGGAAUGGGUGCGCCAGCACCGGAAAGAGGAGAAGAUGAAGAGUCAUAAGUUAGAAGAAGAAUUUGAGUUGCUAAAGAAAUCUGAAGUCUUAUACUACAGUGUAGAAAAAAAAGGAAAUAUAAGUUCCCAGCUUAAACACUAUAACCCUUGGAGCAUGAAAUGUCAUCAACAACAGUUACAGAGGAUGAAGGAGAACGCGAAGCAUCGGAACCAGUACAAAUUUAUCUUACUGGAGAACCUAACUUCCCGCUAUGAGGUGCCUUGUGUCCUGGACCUCAAGAUGGGCACACGUCAGCAUGGCGACGAUGCUUCGGAGGAGAAAGCCGCCAACCAAAUUCGAAAAUGUCAGCAAAGCACAUCUGCAGUCAUCGGUGUGCGUGUGUGUGGCAUGCAGGUAUACCAGGCAGGCACUGGGCAGCUCAUGUUCAUGAACAAAUACCAUGGGAGGAAGCUUUCCGUGCAGGGUUUCAAGGAGGCACUUUUCCAGUUCUUCCACAAUGGGCGGUACCUGCGCCGGGAACUUCUAGGCCCUGUGCUCAAGAAGCUAACCGAGCUCAAGGCUGUGUUGGAGCGACAGGAAUCCUACCGCUUCUAUUCAAGUUCCCUACUCGUCAUUUAUGAUGGCAAAGAGUGGCCAGAAGUGACCCUGGACUCAGAUGCUGAGGACUUGGAAGACCUCUCUGAAGAGUCGGCUGACGAGUCUGCUGGUGCCUAUGCCUACAAACCCAUUGGUGCCAGUUCAGUGGACGUGCGCAUGAUCGACUUUGCACACACCACCUGCAGGCUGUACGGCGAGGACAGUGUGGUACACGAGGGCCAGGAUGCUGGCUAUAUCUUUGGGCUCCAGAGCCUGAUAGACAUUGUUACAGAGAUAAGUGAGGAAAGUGGGGAGUGAGCUUGCUGGCUAUUUCAGUACCUGAGAGACUCUCUGUGUCCCCUACAGCUGUGCUGUCGGGGAGGCCAGUAUGGCCAGGUGGUGGCCUCUGCAGCCUGGAGCUGAUAGACAGUGGCCUCUGUGAACCCCAGCCUGAGCCAGCCCCAGCCGUGCUCAGAGUCUUUAUUUAUUUUAACUAUUUCUUCCACAUUCCACAUUUGAUGAUGCAGAUACCUCUCUUCCCUGAGUGUAAAUGUUCUAAUACAGAUCUUUUUGUUUAUUGUA